Molecule: messenger RNA, 935 nt
Organism: Magallana angulata
Lineage: Eukaryota; Metazoa; Mollusca; Bivalvia; Ostreida; Ostreidae
Product: dynactin subunit 5-like
Exons: 7
Coding region: 121-690 (189 amino acids)
Source: RefSeq, a predicted model, not a curated record
UGUCUUUUUAUACACCGCGAAUCGUUUUUGGAUCAAAUUGGUUUCAUAACAUUAGGUAGAUUUUAAUAAUUUUAUCAUUUAUGGUGAUAUUUAGAAGCGAAGUAUUUGGUUAAACAAGUAAUGGAGCUGCAGGACGAGUUUUAUAGCAAUGCUGAGUAUAUUGAAACGGCAUCUGGAAAUAAAGUGAGCAGACAGUCCGUCCUUUGUGGAAGUCAGAAUAUAGUAAUAAAUGGAAAAACCAUUAUUAUGACAGAUUGUGUAAUUCGGGGAGAUUUAGCCAAUGUUAGAAUUGGGAGACACUGUGUUGUCAGUAAAAGGGCUGUGAUAAGGCCACCAUUUAAGAAGUUUAGUAAAGGUGUUGCUUUCUUUCCCCUUCAUAUUGGAGAUCAUGUUUUCAUUGGAGAGGACUCCAUUGUAAAUGCAGCACAAGUUGGAAAUUAUGUUCACAUUGGGAAAAACUGUGUUAUAGGUAGGCGAUGUGUGCUGAAGGAUUGCUGUGCUAUCGCUGAUGACACUGUGCUUCCACCAGAGACGGUGGUGCCACCCUUCACAGUGUUUUCAGGCUCUCCAGGGCAGUUUACUGAAGAGCUACCAGAAUGUACCCAAGAUCUGAUGGUUGAUGUUACCAUGAGCUAUUACCAGCAUUUUAAAGCCACACCUUCCAGUAAGACAAAAGAGAGGAAUAAAUAGAUUUGGAGACUAUGAACAAGGGGGCCAUGAUCUAGUGCAAUAUAAUUAUGUGGAUUAAUUUAUGAAGUGGAGGAAAAGCCGUCAAAUAUAUCGCGUAUAUCUUAUGAACUCUAUAACUGCAUCAUUAUCGUGGACACACAAGUGCUUAUAUAUUAUGUUUUCUUUUUUGUCUGCCAUACAUUAUGUAUGACUUAAAUGUAUCCAAUAAAACGAAAAACAACAGCAACUAAAAGUGUUUCUUUUCA